GGGGCCCCGGCCCGGCGCUGCCGCCGCCGCCGCGAUGGCCCAGCAGCAGAUGACCAGCUCGCAGAAGGCCCUGAUGCUGGAGCUGAAAUCCCUGCAGGAGGAACCAGUGGAGGGCUUCCGGAUCACCCUGGUGGAUGAGUCCGACCUCUACAACUGGGAGGUUGCCAUCUUCGGACCCCCCAACACCCUCUACGAAGGAGGCUACUUCAAGGCGCAUAUUAAAUUUCCUAUUGACUACCCAUAUUCACCACCUACCUUCAGAUUCUUGACCAAAAUGUGGCACCCCAACAUUUAUGAGAAUGGAGAUGUAUGCAUUUCAAUUCUUCAUCCGCCUGUAGAUGACCCACAGAGUGGUGAACUGCCCUCCGAAAGGUGGAAUCCUACUCAGAAUGUCAGGACGAUCCUGUUAAGUGUAAUCUCAUUGCUUAAUGAGCCCAACACCUUCUCUCCAGCCAAUGUGGAUGCUUCAGUUAUGUUCAGGAAAUGGAGGGACAGUAAAGGAAAAGACAAAGAAUACGCUGAAAUCAUUAGAAAACAAGUUUCAGCCACUAAAGCUGAAGCAGAAAAGGAUGGAGUGAAAGUCCCCACGACCCUGGCGGAAUAUUGCAUCAAAACUAAAGUGCCUUCCAAUGACAACAGCUCAGAUUUGCUUUAUGACGACUUGUACGACGACGACAUUGAUGAUGAAGAUGAGGAGGAGGAAGAUGCCGACUGUUAUGAUGAUGAUGAUUCUGGGAAUGAGGAGUCGUGACCUGCUCCUUUGAAGCCCCUGUACUGCCCUGCCAUCUCAGGCCAAAGGGAGGGGAGCAAGUGGGGACCUAGCAGUGGCCCCUCAGCAAAAACCUAACAUGGGGUGGGGAAAACAAACACGGCUCCUGCUGACUCCCCUAUGGAUCUCUGUUUGCUCCUUUUUAUGGACCUCUUAAUGGAGAGAAGGUAAUCCUCCACAGAAUGUCCGAAAUCUUGCAUUCUUUACCCUUCCAUCACUGUAUUGAUUUUUUUUUUUUUCUUUCCCUUUAAACCCAAAUCCCUGCCUCACUUCAUCUCUACAAAGUCUUCACAGCAAAACACGUUUGGUCUGUUUUUAGAUUCUUGAAGAAUUAAAGUCUUUCAUCAAGACAUUUAAUGUGUUUAAAGCUGGGAACCCAUUGGGAGUUCACAAGUGCUGCAUAUGCUGGGUAGCAAAAGAAAAUAGAGGGGGGAAAACCCACAAAACAAACUUUUAAAAAAAAUUGCCAAGGUUUAGCUGCUCCAUUUACAUUAGUGUGUGCAUUUGUUCAGCCCCAUGUUGGUGAAUUUUGUUUCUUUCCAAUUCUUAAGUCUGGGGUACAGUGGGCAUCAGGGGCUCUGUGCUAAGACUGAUGAAAUGUGUUCCUAAGGGCACAGAGCCCCUUCAGCCUCCAGGAAAUCAUCCUAACAGAGGCCUCAGCUGUUCUGAGGAAAGAAAUCAGAUUUUGGUUUAUUGAAAUCGAUUGGGAUCUAAAGCCUGAAAUAAAUAUUCAUACUUUACAUAGAACUGAGCACUUGAUUGCUAUUUAUUUUUAAGGCAGAGUUGUUCUUCCCCCGCCCCCACCCCCAGGGAGUGGGGGGAGAGAGUGGGGAUUAGUACCUGUGUGUGGAGUCUUAGUGAUGGCUACAAAGAGUUAAAAAUUGCUAUGCCAAUUUUGGUUGAUGCUGCUGGGGGGAAAAAGUCAAAACUACUGGUGACCACUGUUGGGAGAGAAAACAUCUGUUUUAUAUAUUUAACAAAGCCUUUCCCUCAAAGACACACUCUCACCAUGAGGAUAUUUUUUUAAAGUAGCCAGUUUUAAUUACUCAGUAUUAAUACUAGGUGCAUGUAUUAAUUUUUUGGUUUUCAUUGAGCUAGUGAUAACUCUGGAUAUAUGUGAGACAAGAGUGACCGGUUACCUUUCCUCAUUGGACAUGACCUGGACUUUGCUGUCCUUUCAAUGUACUCUGGCUGUGGAGUACAAGCAGAAGUUGUACAUGGAUCUUGCCCUGGGGCUUCUUGACUCUUCUAGCAGGGCCAAGAGAGUUGGCUGCAGGAGGUGUCUGGGUGACCAUGCUGUUAUCUUCCUGCCAUGCAAUUGCUGCAGCUUUGAUUUCUCUGGUCUCAAUCAUGUGUUACUUCAAUUCUGAGAUCCAUCAGCCUUCACCAACCAGGGACUUCAGAACUUGGCGGUGACUUUUGUUUCUUAUGGGAGUGGGCCAGUUCAUACAAGGGCAGUGUUCUUUCAGUGGGGAAAAUCGUUACAAUGUAAAAUCACAGGUUUUGGAAGGAAAAUACAGCAAAGACUGACUAUAAUCCUACUUCACAUCCCUGUGCACUAGUGUCAACUCCUUUUCUUCAGAUCUUAGCUCAGAAAGAACAAAAGGGUUGAUGAGGGGCAGGGUAGGAUGGAUCCUAGGACAGAGUAGGUGAUGCUUACUUCCUUAGCUCCUCCUUCCUUUCUGAUCUCAGGGUUUUCAUUCCCUCUCCAAACUCUCCAAACAUUUGCUAAUAAUUCCCAGCAACCCUAUUUGGCCCCUGAAGUUUGGUCUAGUAUUAAGUGAAAACAUUUAACGUGCUGAGGUUCAAAUGUGGCAGUAUUGAGCCUGAUCCCAGAAUCUGCCCAAUCCCCAUGGGGCCAGGGCUACUUGCACCCCUGAAUCUAGUGACUCCAGUCAGAUUCAUAAAGCAGCAGCUCUUUGCAACAAAACACUGACUGCAAACUCCUAAGGAUGUUGGAACUAGCUUUUUACUCCUCACGCUUAAGGAAUGCUUCCAAAUAACCUGCAAAUCUAAUGGAACCCAAAGUGUCUCAUAUUGCUGAUAACCCACUACUUUCCCCCCUCCCCCCAACACACGUUUACAGCUGGUAGCUUAGCUUGGUCUUACUCUAUUGGAGCCCUAAGCUUUUCUUCACCUUACUGCUAAAGCAUUUCUUUCCCAGGGUAGGCCAGGCACCUUGGCAUUGUGGGAGGUGCUAUGCUGCUCAGCCCGGUCCCAUUAGGCCCUGUUGGCCUGUUGCACGUUGACUCAGGGAGCCAGAGAGCUAGGUGGAGGUCGUACCUCUCAGCCCUUUGGGGUGUUACUAUUGAGGGCUUGGUUUGCCUCUGAUAAGAGUACAAUCAGAAGACGGGGGGGUGUGUUGAUUUGCUAGCAGGUAGCAUUCUGAAAGCUCACUGAUUUGUAAAACCCAGAUGCUGGUUCCAGAGCUGUCUUGAGAACACACCCUGUGGCAAAAGAAAACUUGCGCUUGUAACUUUAUUUUUUAGGAGUGGAAAUCUCAGGCUAGAACCUUGUGAGUACACUUGUGCUGAUUUGGUGUAACGAGCUCAAAAUCCUGCAUUUUUAGAUUCCUUUUGAUUCUAGUGGAGGCCUCUCUGGGUGUUUUGUUUUGUUUUUGUUUUUUGAGGCUGGGUGGAGAAAGUAUAUCAUGAUUCCCUUGUUGCUUCUCAGUCUUCCCCUUUCUUUUUCAUAUCAUUCCAGAGUUCUUUUCUGUUAGCCAGACUUUUUUUGUAGUACCGUCUUUCCUCUUCCCUGGUAAUUAUUUGCUUCUUUGUUUGCUGGUUUCCUUCUUUUUGGGACAUAUAUGGUAAGAGACUGAAAGGGAAAAUGCGUAGUUCUCCACUGAAAAUUAACUCUCCACCCCUCCCAUCCUGAUAAAAGGUUUACAUUUACAAAGAUUCAGAUGCAAUUUUCAACUACUCUGAAACCAGCAGGUCACACCUGACUUUAAUAGUUUUCUUAGCUGAAAUUGUAGAUGUUUUUCUUCAGUUUAACUUAUGAGAAAAGAUUUUCUGAUGCAUUUUGUGUUGAUCUUCCCCUUUAGUGGUUUAUUUUGUCUUUUUCUGCCCAUCUGUCUACUAAUAAAAUGUGAAAUAAAAUAUACCUGUAUUGCUA
Molecule: messenger RNA, 3886 nt
Organism: Miniopterus natalensis
Lineage: Eukaryota; Metazoa; Chordata; Mammalia; Chiroptera; Miniopteridae
Gene: UBE2R2
Product: ubiquitin conjugating enzyme E2 R2
Source: RefSeq, a predicted model, not a curated record